Messenger RNA from Oncorhynchus gorbuscha (pink salmon), 630 nucleotides. RefSeq lists its product as uncharacterized. The record is from RefSeq and is a predicted model, not a curated record. The transcript is spliced from 3 exons. The annotation marks the transcript as partial. Lineage: Eukaryota; Metazoa; Chordata; Actinopteri; Salmoniformes; Salmonidae.
CAUGACUUGGCAAAGGAGCGCACUGCUUUUUUCCCGGUUUGGCUUUGCUUUGCAUUGCUUGCAGCGGGAUGGGAGCGCGUUUCCGAAGAGGCAACCUUUGCCCACCACGACCUUGACACAGAGGAGAAUUAUACCAAAGACAAGGCUGUAGUGCAACUUGGAGACCCCGACAAUGUCGAUCUUAACGCCGACCGUGGAUUCCAGGAGCAAUUCGAGGAGGUAUCAGAUGCAAAACAGUGGGUAUCCGUUACCGAAGCUGCCCCAGUCAGUUUAGCGGUUCUGUGCGGUGAGGAUGAGUUUAAAGUAACACUGCCAGCUGGUCCAAUGAGUGAAGUCAAGAUUUUGGGACCCAACAGUAUGCUCUCUGUUCUUGACGCCCCGGAAUCCUGUGGAUACUCCUUAAAUCGAGGACAAUAUCAGAACGCCUUAACUGUCCGCUUUUCAGGCUGCCUCAUUAGUCGUCAGGCUGGGCGGUACACCUUGAUGGUGUUGUAUGUCAAUGAAGCUGGCAUAAUGGAUGUUUCUACAGUGUCCUGUGCGGCUAGCCCCAAAUCCUCGUUGUCCUCGACCGUCCACCUGCCCCUCUCUAAUGGUCUUCGCAAUGCCCAUGGUGGGCCUCCUUCAAAGUGU